UUUUGACAGCCAGGGUGUGGGGUGUUAACCGUACGCUGUGCUUUUUGCAGCCUUCACAGAGGUGAGUGCUUCUCUUGUUACUUCCUGUCUCUCAGACAGCCGAGCCCCACAAAAAGGAAACCAGACCAACCAGCAGCUCACGAUGAGCCUCGGCAGCACCAUGAUAGAUUGAUCAGCUGUUGCGCUGUUGAGACGCAGUCCUUCGAUCGUCGAAGACAAAGACCAGACCAAGAUUAGACCGUAAGGCUCUCUCUCCAUGUCUACACUGACUCCCUCGAGUCCCAGUAGUCUCACAGCACCGGUUCUGGUCCAGUUCCAGCUGGGUCUGUUCAGGGAGGUGGUUCGAGUCCCUGCGGGCAACCUGAGCUACCGUCAUGCCCGGAGGUUGGCUGCUGAGGUCAUAGAGCGCAAGGCUCCAGACUGCAGUGUGGUGGGUGUCGGGGAGAAGAUUCUGCUGUUCAGACAUCAACCUGCCUCCGAGCAGUUGCUGCAGCGGCUGACCGACUCCGACGAGCUGCAGGAUGGCGACCUCAUUGAGGUCAUCGUUUCAGGAUCAGCCUCCGUGACGCAGGUGACGAUGCGUCCACACUCCUUGGCGGUGCAGUCGUACCGGACCCCCACUUUCUGUCACCACUGUGGAGAGAUGCUGUGGGGCCUCGUUCGGCAGGGUUUAAAAUGUGACGGUUGUGGAUUAGACUUUCAUAAACGUUGUGCUUUGCAGUUGCCCAGUAACUGUAACCGAGCACGGCGUCAGGUUAGCACCAGCUUUUCCCUGUUUCCACCCCGGCGACCUCGCACACACUCGCUGUCCAAUCAGGCAGGCGGGAGUCUAGAAGAGAUCAGCAAGUCCAAGCCCGCGUCCAGGCCUCCAUCCUGGGCCGAGGCUCCGGUGUGGCUGGGAGUCGGGUACAGCGACUGGAGCAGGGCUCAGGUCCCUCACACCUUCCACAUCCACAGCUACACCAAACCCACCGUCUGCCAGUACUGCCACCGGCUGCUCAAAGGCCUCUUCAGGCAGGGGCUGCAGUGCUCAGACUGCAGGUUUAACUGCCAUCGGCGCUGUGAGCCUUUAGUCCCCAGAGACUGUCCCGGAGAGAGGAACGGCAUGAACGGGGAAGAGAGCCCAGCAGCUGAUCACAGCUGCCAACCAGACUUGGAGGACAAUGAGUCAGUGAUCACCAGCACCACAGAGAUCUGCGACGAUGACAUGUUCACCGAUGAUGACUCACAGGCAGAGACCGGGGAAGUCGAGCAGCUGCGAGAGCCGAUGAGUCCGUGUUUCAGCAGCAACAUCCCCCUGAUGAGGCUCGUCCAGUCGGUGCAUCACACUAAGAGGAGAGGUGGAGGAGUCCUGAGAGAGGGGUGGCUGGUCCACCACACCAACACAGACACAUUGAGGAAACGCCAUUACUGGAUCUUGGACUGGAAGAGCAUGACUCUGUACCAGAAUGAAAACACCACAAAGUUCUACAAGGAGAUCUCUCUGUCCGAGGUGCUCGGGGUCCGAGGCCCCACCCAGCUCUCCGUGCCAUCAUCAGACGGCAGCGCUCACUCGUUCGAGCUGGUGACGGUGUCGCUGGUGUACUGCGUGAUAGCCGGCGAGGAGGGGGCAGCGUGGGAGAGCGCCAUCCGGCAGGCUAUGAUGCCAGUGGAGAGCAGCAGAGGACACAAAGAUGAGAUCCAGGAUCAAUACCGAUACAGACGCAGUGCGGACAUCAGCUCGGUGUAUCAGAUCUGUACAGACGAGGUGCUGGGGUCGGGACAGUUUGGCGUGGUGUACGGAGGAACUCACAGGAAGUCGGGUCGAACAGUUGCCAUCAAGGUCAUCGACAAGACGCGUUUCCCCACCAAACAGGAGACGCAGCUGAGAAACGAAGUGGCCAUCUUGCAGAAUCUGUCGCACCCCGGCGUGGUUCUGUUGGAGGGCAUGUUCGAAACUGUCGAGCACGUGUUUGUUGUAAUGGAGAAGCUGCACGGAGACAUGCUGGAGAUGAUUCUGUCCAGUGAGAAAGGUCGACUCCCUGAACGCAUCACUCGCUUCCUCGUCAUGCAGAUUCUGGAGGCUCUGCGGUACCUGCACUUGAAGCACAUCGCUCACUGUGACCUGAAACCUGAGAACGUACUGCUGGCCACUUCAGACCCCUUACCUCAGGUGAAGCUGUGCGACUUCGGCUUCGCCCGGAUCAUAGGGGAGAAGUCUUUCCGGCGGUCCGUCGUGGGGACUCCGGCCUACCUGGCACCCGAGGUGAUCAGCAGCAACGGCUACAACCGCUCUCUGGACAUGUGGUCUGUCGGUGUCAUCAUGUACGUCAGCCUGAGCGGCACGUUUCCCUUUAAUGAAGAUGAGGACAUCCGGCAGCAGAUCACCAACGCCACCUUCAUGUACCCGCGCCAAACCUGGGCCCCCAUCUCACUGGAGGCUGUGAGCCUCAUCAAUAACCUGCUGCAGGUGUCGGUGAGACGGCGGUUCACCGUGGGCAAAGCGCUGGGACACAGCUGGCUGCAGAACUUCCAGCUGUGGUGCGACCUCCGGGAGUUCGAGCUCAGGAUGGGCUGCAGGUACCUGACGCAUCGAGGCGACGAGGACCGAUGGCGCUUCUACGCUGCAGAGAUGGGGCUGGACUUCCCCUCCCGCCUCUGCUGUGACCCCAACAAAGAAUUGGACAUGUGACCUCGAGCACAGAGGUUAAGGGUCGGACACUUUAUCAGACUGUGCAGCUACGUUUCAAAAAAAACAUUCAGCAGUGAGGCCGGGGAUCAAACGGGAGAAAAGUAAUAAAGAAACAAACACGUGUGGUUUUAAUAAUAUAAUUUUCCUUUUUUAUUUUCAAGUUGAGGUUUUUAACAUACGACUGAAAGAGUGGCAUCAGUGAUGAGACAGCAUGAGUUAGGGAUGAGGGGGAGGAGGAGGAAAAUGGAGCACAGAUGAGUUAAGAUAUCGAGAUCAUGCACAGGGAGGAGCCUAACACAGCGAUCGUCGUGGCUGACCUCUUCUCUUCAAAUGCUACCCUAAACCCUGUGUUGUGAGUACGCCUGCUAUGGUUCCACGUACAGUUUUGAUUCUUCCCGUUUCAUCCACAACUUUCCUGAUGCCCUGUCUGACACCUCUCUCUGUCUUUGCCCCCCUUCUCCUCGUAAUUUUACAAUUAGCCCAAAAAAAGGCUAAAAAAAAGGAGUUUAAUAAGAGAGGUGUGUGGGAGAGGUCGCUCUCUCUGGCCAUAACAGCUCAUCUUUCUGUAUCCGUUCCCGAGUCACCGCCCAGCCACGGCACUCUCCUCCCGUUCCCCCCACCUGUGUCUUUUAAUACUCGGCGCUCCCAUUCGUCCUCCGUGUGUUCCUGAGUUUCUUAAGGCUUUAAGAUCUCCAGGUUAAAUCGCAUCUUUGCUAACAUUCAGGUUUCACAGUGCUGUGGUGAGAGUUUUCAGUAGCACCCGACAGGCCUCGCUCCUCUGCUGACUGAACUCGUGAACGGGCUGCUGCGGGGGUUUCGUGUGAGGGCGAGUCGGUGACUCAAAAGGCCGUUUUUUUUUUUUCUAAACUUCAACAUAGCAUGCAUCUGCACAAAUACACAACCAACCAAGCCAACUCGUUUUCUUCUUUGAUCACCCUUCUACAAAAAAAAAAAAAAAAAAAAAGGAGGAGAGGGGAAGAGCAUACGGCUUUGCUCAAAAAUAAUCUAACUUUCGUUCUCUCUCGUUGCCUCCUCCUCUUUAAAGCCUUGUGAAGGCAGGUAUGUCAUUAUGUAUGCUGCUUACAUAAGUUCAGUGCAAUAACUGGUACACCUGUUUUUUUCUUCUUCUUUUCUUUUAAACGAGAGAGGAGCUAAACAGCCUGAACAGAGUUUGUGAGGUCUGAGCAAAGUCUUCUGCUCUUCCCCUCUCUGAGCAGUGUUCCUGUGUUUUAAAAAGAGGGAUGGGAGGAGGGGAGUAAAGUUAAGAUUUGAGAAGGUGGUGGGAGAAAAAAAAAAAGAAUAACGUGUUUUAAAGGGACAGUGGAAGGGUUUAAAAUCGCUCUCUCCAUACAGGAGAAAUAAGAGAAGCUGGGAAGAAGGGGUGAGGAGGAGGAGGAGGACGUGAAGAGAAGCAGCUGCGCUUAUAAGUCGCUCUCUCCGUAGAGGGCACUGGAGAAGGAGAUGUAGUCCAGGGCGCCGGCGGGACAGUCCGGUCCGACGUACCUGGUCAUGCGGGUGAUGCAGUACUCCGCCUGCUCAGGAGGCAGCUCCCUGCGCAGCUCCUCCACCGUGAUGUAAUUCUGCGGGAGAGAGAGAGAGGGGGCGAGGUGUGAUUCACGAGGAGCUAUUGUCUCCUGUUACAAAUGUAGUGGUGCAUCUGUGAGGAUCGGAGAACGAUGACUCAAGGUUCAGGCAAUCAGUCCUGCAGUUCGAAUUUGGAAAGAUGAAAACCUGAAUUUAAAUUACGGACUUACUGUUGAAAUAAAUUUGUACAAGAUAAAUCGCGAUGUUUCUCCCAGAUUUAAGGGGAAAUUUUGCUCUUUGUUUCGAUCGGGACACUCAGAGAAUCCGGGUUACGUAUGUAAUCAAAGAAAAAGCUUGGAGUGAGAUAAAGAGUGCUUCUGUAUAAUUUCUUCCUUGCAUACCUGAGUGAGUUGCCUCAGUUUGGAUUGAGUUAUUUUGGGAUAUAAGCAUUUAGGUGCCACAGCAUCACCUUCCCUUGUCAGAGGUGUUUUCUAUGAACAUGAACAUUUCAAAAAGUCUCAUCAACCUACAUACAAAGUAUCAACACAUCAGUGCUGAUACAAUCAUACCAAUGACCAAAAACCUGAUUUGUCAGAUUUCUUGUUUUUGUUUAAUUUAUUGAACUUGUUAUAAUUAAGCCAAGUUAUACUAUUUAUAUAGCCUGUUGGGUUAGAAACCAUAUUCAUUAAUAAGAAAUGUGCUGGCUCAUUGUUUUUUCUAUCAGCUUUCGAAAUCUGGUUUCUUGUUUAUUGCUUAAAUUUUCACUUCACAAAGCCGACUCCAGCCUGGGUCAUUUACAGCCUAUCCAGCAACUUGACUUUCUUAUAACAAAACCACAGCGCUCCUGGAUCACAGCUAAUACGUUACUCUCACUGUAAAUAGAUACUAUAUCAGUGGUGACAAGGUGUUUGAUACCAGAACCUUUAUGUUAUCCGUUUGUGGUCUGAGUUCCCCAAACUCAGUGAUUUCUAAAGUGUGGGCUACGAAUGAAAGUAUGUACAGUUACAUAUUUAUAUGAAUGUAUUUAUUUAUAUAAAAGGUGAAUGCAAACUGGUAACAGGAGGAGUUUAGACUGUGAUGUUACUCAUUACUCUGAGUGUCCCAGUGGUAGGUGGGUCAUACUUAGGACUUAACUCUGCAUAUGACUGUGUAGCAUUAGAGAUUUAUAGCCAACAGUCUGUGUUUUUUAUGUUUGUUGUUUUUUUUUAAAUAAAAAU
Messenger RNA from Neolamprologus brichardi, 5412 nucleotides. RefSeq names its product protein kinase D4 (gene prkd4). Gene Ontology annotation, molecular function: protein serine/threonine kinase activity; ATP binding. Lineage: Eukaryota; Metazoa; Chordata; Actinopteri; Cichliformes; Cichlidae. Gene Ontology annotation, biological process: phospholipase C-activating G protein-coupled receptor signaling pathway; intracellular signal transduction; protein phosphorylation. Gene Ontology annotation, cellular component: cytosol. The record is from RefSeq and is a predicted model, not a curated record.